AUGGUCUGGAAAAACAGAGUCAUUGAUAUUUUGUCUAGUUGGUCCAUAGACGGCAACAUGCUAACUUUUUUACACAAUUUUCUUUCCGACCGAACAAUUCAAGUUAAAGUUGAAAACACUCUAUCUGAUCACACAACAUUAGAUAAUGGAUUACCUCAAGGAUCGGUUAUCAGUGUUACAUUAUUCCUAAUCGCCAUAAAUGAUAUUUUCAACAACAUUCAAAAACCUGUCAAGUACACAUUAUUUGCCGACGAUUGUAAUAUUUAUUGUAGUGGCACUGACACUAGGUCCACUGUAGCCCUCCUACAAAACGCUAUCAACUCACUUGUACAAUGGUCCUCAUAUUCUGGCUUCAAAUUCUCACCGCAUAAAACUCAAUGCAUAAUCUUCAACAAAAAGAAAAAGAACACACUUCACCAUAUCUAUAUUAAUAACGUUCCAACAGUUUACACGGACAACAUCCGCCUACUCGGAAUGAUAUUCGAUACCAAAUUUUCAUGGGCCCCUCAUCUCAAAAAACUAAAAAUAAGCUGCAACGCCAAAAUUAAGAUCAUCAAAAUUCUUUCCCACCACAUAUGGGGAGCAGAUAAAAACAGCCUAAUAUUAAUUUACAAAGCACUAAUUUUAUCAAGAAUAGAUUAUGGCUCCAUUAUCUACAAUUCAGCCAAACCAAACAUUAAACAAAUCAUCAAUCCAAUCCACAACCAAGCAAUCAGACUAGCAAUAGGUGCCUUUCGUACCAGCCCUAUUGACAGCAUUCUAUGCAUUUCAGGUGAACCCCCACUACAAAUCAGAAGAGAUAAAAAUAUACUAAAAUAUGUUACUAAAAAACUUAGUUUCCCCAACCAAACAAUAUAUAAAUUAUUCAAGUCACCUACCCAAAUCUACACGCUCAAAGAACCAGCUACAAUUAUGGAAACUUACACACGUAUAUGCAAGAAAUCCAACUUCCAUCUCAACAUCGAAGUGUCAUCUCCGUUUCUAACAACUCCAUUCUGGCUAUAUUCCACUCAAGUUCACACUCAAUUAUCAAAUUUCAACAAAAACUCCAACCCUCAUUCCAUUAUUACCUCAAAUUUCAACGACAUCAUAAACUCAGAUUUCCAUGACUUCAACCUUAUCUACACAGAUGCAUCAAAAAAUAUAACAGGCACAGGCUGUGCAUUCAUUUCUGGAUCCGUUAAAAAACUAUACAAACUACCUACUGAAGCCAGCAUCUUCACAGCAGAAAUAACCGCCAUCAAAGAAGCAACUAUCUACGUUGAAUCCAUCCACAUAAAAAAAGCUCUUAUCAUAAGCGACUCUCUCAGUGCCUUAACUUCCUUACUAUCUCCUAAUCCGACCAAUGAAAUCUCUCAACAAAUAAUCAAUAUCAUAACUAACUCAAAAAAUAUUAUAGAGUUUAUGUGGGUCCCGUCACAUACUGGUAUCAAAGGCAACGAAGAAGUUGACCUACUAGCGAACCAAGCUAUAUCAUCCACUGAAUCAACUGUUAUAAAUUCGCUACCAUAUAAAGACCUAUCAAGAAUAAUCAACCUAAUCUCAAACAAACAGUGGCAAUCACAAUGGGACCGCACCUCGGAUAACAAAUUAAAAAAUAUAAAAAAAACCAUACAGAAAUGGCGAUCCCCCAUAAACACAACCCGUAAAGCAGAUAUAGUCACAACUAGAGCCAGAAUUGGCCACACACAUCUCACCCAUUCUUUCCUUUUCAACCAUGAAGAACAUCCAACCUGCCAUCAAUGUAACCUACCACUGACAAUUGAACAUCUCACACUCAGCUGCACCAAGUACAACAAUGAACGAAGCAUCUUAAACUUCCCCUCCAACAUCGAAGAAGCACUCGGGGAAACCAACACCGAUGCCAUCUUCAACUUUUUUAAUGCCAUCAAAGUAUCCAACCUAUUAUAA
This is a messenger RNA of Myzus persicae (green peach aphid), 1911 nucleotides long. RefSeq lists its product as uncharacterized. The coding region runs from base 1 to 1911 and encodes 636 amino acids. The transcript has a single exon. Gene Ontology annotation, molecular function: nucleic acid binding; RNA-DNA hybrid ribonuclease activity. The record is from RefSeq and is a predicted model, not a curated record. Lineage: Eukaryota; Metazoa; Arthropoda; Insecta; Hemiptera; Aphididae.